Molecule: messenger RNA, 306 nt
Organism: Microthlaspi erraticum
Lineage: Eukaryota; Viridiplantae; Streptophyta; Magnoliopsida; Brassicales; Brassicaceae
Source: the annotation of a GenBank genome assembly
AUGGAUUUCAUUGAAACGCAACACCAAGAUAGGCAGAUGACCGGCCGAACGCACUCGGCCGGACAGGAAAGCAAUUGGCUUCGCUCGGCCUUUACCAGGACAGACCCGCACGCCCGCAUCGGUCGACCAGGAAGGAAAUGGACCACGGUCGACCCAGAAUAUCACCUGAAGGCCGACCCCGACGGCCGACCACAUCCCUUACACGGUCGACCCGAGGUCUGCGAACAAGAAGUCCACUUAUGCAGUUUUGACUAUUCUCGGCCCGUUUCACCUCAACCGACUUGUGGAAGACCUAGGGCACUAUAA